GACAGACGUCGCAUUAAGUAGCUUCAUGUCCGAUCCGUUCAUUCAUCUUGUCCUAGGAAUAGCAAGGAGCUGCUCAGAAAAUUCCGAAAAGUUCGACUUGAUGCUAAGUGUCUCACCAUGAGCACUUCUCCCACGACUUGUCCACGGUCUUCUGUUGGCGACACGACUAUCUCGAGGAAGAGAAAGAUUCACAGGAAAUCGCGGCUAGGGUGUCGAAAUUGCAAACUUCGCCGGAUCAAGUGCGACGAGCAGAGGCCUAUGUGUGAGAAAUGCAUCAGCUUCGGUGUGACUUGUAACUAUAACUCGCUCAUCCCGGAUCUUCAACCCAUUGCAGGUACCGCAGAUAAGUCCGGCAGCGAUCAAACAAGUGAUGAGCGCCUCAUCUCAACAUGUUUCUCGGCCAAUGAACAGGUGCUGAAUAUGGUGAACAUCUACCUGAACAUAGAUCUGGACGGUGAUGGUGCGCUCCAAAAAGACUUGACUAGGAACGACAUGGACCGUCUACACAGAUUUCAAGCAAGGACCAUCACAACCAUGGGGACCAAGUCGACUGCUCGCCUCUACCGCAAAGAGAUGAUACACCUGGCCUUCAACCAUCGAUACCUCAUGCAUCUGGUCCAAUACAUGACCGCGUUACAUGAUCGCUUCUUGGCUGGCAAGGCUAUUGCGAAACAGACGCCGGACGAAAACUAUCACAUGGCCCAAGGCCUGAGGGGUCUUCAGACUAAGCUCAAUAAUCCUCUAAGAGCCGAAGAUAGGGAUGCCUUGUUCGUAUCGGCAUCUCUGAUCGGCGUUAUUACCUUCUUCUACAUCGAAGCUGACUCAAUGCAUGAUGUCUGGCCACUUGUCGACAGUGACCUGUCAUGGGUGAGUCUCAGUGACGGCAAGAAAGCGAUUUGGAGGGCGACCAACCCUCUGCGUACUGACAGCAUAUGGCGGCCGAUUGCCGAAAUAUACGAGCGCGACUUGAUGUCUGCACAGAGCGUUACUCCAGAGCAUGUUCUGUCGCCUUUCGACCAUCUCUGCAGUGAGAAAGACGAUUCGAUAGAAGCUCUCAUCAACCCAUAUCACAAAACAGCAAAGUUUCUCAUUUCAUUGCUGGGACUGGAAAUGAACGAUUCCACUUGGAUCAGAUUUCUAGCCUUUAUCUGUCAUGUUGAUCCUCCUUUCAAGAGACUGCUUGAAGUGAAAGACCCUUGGGCAUUGAUGAUACUUGCAUACUGGUUCAUGAAGAUAUGUCGAGGGGCCUGGUGGGCGUCGACACGAGCCGUGGUUCAAGGACAAGCGAUAUGUCUAUAUUUGGAGCGUUACCAUUCUGACGAUCAAGAUCUACAGAAAGCUAUCCCUCUCGUAAAGAAGGAGCUGGAAACAGCCCAGAAAGAAGGUUGGGGAGGAAUUGAAGAUGUCUUGUAUUUUGGGCCCGAAUAUGUACAGCAUGUCAAGCCGGCAGGCGCGGUUUGA
Molecule: messenger RNA, 1461 nt
Organism: Exophiala oligosperma
Lineage: Eukaryota; Fungi; Ascomycota; Eurotiomycetes; Chaetothyriales; Herpotrichiellaceae
Exons: 1
Coding region: 118-1461 (447 amino acids)
Biological process (GO): regulation of transcription by RNA polymerase II
Molecular function (GO): zinc ion binding; DNA-binding transcription activator activity, RNA polymerase II-specific
Source: RefSeq, a predicted model, not a curated record